This is a messenger RNA of Colletotrichum truncatum, 387 nucleotides long. RefSeq lists its product as uncharacterized. The record is from RefSeq and is a predicted model, not a curated record. Lineage: Eukaryota; Fungi; Ascomycota; Sordariomycetes; Glomerellales; Glomerellaceae.
AUGGCCGACCACGACAAGCCUCCCGCGUACGGCGGUCCUCCUCCCCAACCUCCUCAGCAAGCCUACCAGGGUUACGGCUCCCCUCCGCCGCCCCAGGGCCCCGGUGGUUAUGGCACUCCUCCCCCAGGCCAAGGACCCUACUACUCUCCCGGUCCUGAGAUGGGUUACCCUCAGGGUCCCUACCCGCCUCCGGGCCAGUAUCCUCCUGGACAAUAUCCCCCCGGACCUUACGGCCCUCAAGCGCAAUACGGCCCCCCCGGCGGACCUGGAUACCCGCCCCCGGGUGGCUACUACCAGGAUAACCGUGGCGGCAGCGGCAGCGGCGGUCUCAUGGCCGGUCUUCUCGGUGCUCUUGCGUGCUGUUGCUGUCUCGACUGCCUGUUCUAA